Paramecium sonneborni is the source of this 186-nucleotide messenger RNA. NCBI's taxonomy places the organism in Eukaryota, Ciliophora, Oligohymenophorea, Peniculida, Parameciidae. The record is from the annotation of a GenBank genome assembly.
AUGAACAAUUUAUUUAGCAAACCUAAUUCCAUUAAACAUUAUAUUAAAAAUCAUUCUGAUAUACUUAAACUAAUAUCAGUAAUGAGCUUAGAUAAUUAAUUGUAUUAGCAAUAAAAAAGUUUAGUACUCUUAGAGUAACAGAAUUUCAUUUAAUAAUAAAGUAAUAAUUAUUAUUUCUAAAAUUGA